AUGGAGGGGCUCCGAGCGUUUCACAACGUGGUGAAGGAGACCCUGCUGUCUGAGGCUCUCUCGAGAUGCAGGAACGGCAGGGACCUGAAGGUGUUGGACUUUGCGUGCGGGUGCUUGGGGGACGUGCACAAGUACGACCGCACCGGUAGGAUCCGCAGGGUCGUUGGGCUCGACGUUGAUGGGAAGGCGCUCGAAGAGGCGGAGAGGCGCAGCAAACCGUAUGCUGGGAGGAUGGACGUCAGCUUACUACCUCCUAUCGACUGUAGGGACCUCGAUCUCGCGUCCGAAGCGCUGUGCGGCGAGAGAUUCGACCUGCUGGUCUGCAAUUUCGCCGUGCAGUACUUCGCAACCGGGCCCGAGGAGACGGCCCGCUUCGCGCGCUUCAUCAAAGCACACCUGGACGGUCCUCGCUCGAUAUUCAUCGGUUGUGCGAUGAAUGGAGACAAGGUGGACCUCAUAUCGAACGCCAGCGGGACGUUCGCCAACGACAUCAUCGGCGUGCGAAGGGAGGGAGAGACGUUCGCGGUCGCGAUGAACGAGAGGACCAGAUACUAUGCGAAGCAGGGGGCGAGCAUAUCGGAACCGAUAUUCCGUCCGGAGAGUCUCAUCACGGGGGCUCUCGAGUCGGGGCUUCGACUGCUGGAUUGGACGUCUUUUGCGGAAUACGACGCCACCAAGCUCCUGUUCCACAAGCAGAAGGAGUCCAUGUGCGUGCGCGACUGGGUCGCGAUGGAGUUCUUGCGAGUGGACAUGGGCACGUUCCUAGAAUGGUACUGUGCAGACGGCAUGCUGUCGGUCAUAAAUGGCCCGCCGUUCUUCGACGAGGGCAACGGGGCCGCAUACGCGCGGAACAUCCCGUCCCUCACCGAACGAUGCGCUGCUGUGUGCGAGAGGCUAGGGCUCAAGACGUGGGAGGGACACCCCCAUCUCCCGGACGGCUUCACCAUAAGCGUGCCGACCGGCCUCCCCAGAUGCCCCGUGCUGCUACUGUAUGGCAGAGAAUCUUCGAGAGAAGGCUGGAGCUCGUUUGACGGACUGAGCUCGGCCUUACGCCUCAUAGAGGGCGACUGCCGAAUCGGCGUGCCGUGCGAGGGAUCCGUCUUCGGAGAGGUGCCCGCAGCGGAGAGCGUGUCCGAAAUAGUGCGGGCGCUCGAAGCUCACGCGAAAUAA
Messenger RNA from Klebsormidium nitens, 1170 nucleotides. The record is from the annotation of a GenBank genome assembly. Lineage: Eukaryota; Viridiplantae; Streptophyta; Klebsormidiophyceae; Klebsormidiales; Klebsormidiaceae.